Angiostrongylus costaricensis is the source of this 2478-nucleotide messenger RNA. The record is from the annotation of a GenBank genome assembly. Lineage: Eukaryota; Metazoa; Nematoda; Chromadorea; Rhabditida; Metastrongylidae.
AUGGUUCGUGGACCUCCGGUGACGAGGUCGCGGAGGAGACGGGAUUCGUCUGUUGCAGAUCUAGCAAUACUUGAAAGCCUGGAUGGUCUACUAACACGUUUCACAAUGACUGGCGACGAAGAAAGUUAUCUUAUUCAUGAACGGUAUUAUCGUUCGUUUGAUGGUACACUAGACCAUGUUCUUCCGGUAAUAAGCAGUAUUCUUGGUGUCACUUCGAAGCAAGGUGUUCCCGAAUGUGAGUUUAGUCCAGAGUUAAUUCGAAAAUAUGCCGUUUUUCUAUGUCAGACUUUGCGAAUUGCUUGCAUUGGAGCAAAUGACGGGUCCUUUGCUCAUUCCGUAUGUCUCUGUUUUGCGGCGUUAGCGCGCCGGAUUGAAGUCGUCAAAGAUGUUAGUAUUCGACGUCGAGAGUUACAUCUGCUUUCUCGCCAGGUGAAAGCAUGGGUGAUUGAGAGCAACUUCAGUACAGAGGAACUAGAGAGUGCCCUUUGUCAUUUGCUUCGACCUCGAGGUCUUACCCUUCAUGCGAAUACCGUGGGAGAAUGGCCAGCAAAAGACAUACUUGCUGCACUUCUUGGAAAGUCUUCUGCUAAAGUUAGUGAUUUUCUCGAGCUAAUUCCCGGAACAAUAUGUGGUGGGCUGGAAACUAAUGGAAUCGUGUUGAAACGCAUUGGAGAACUUUGUUAUCUCAUUGACGCCAACCUAGAACGCUUCGUAACCGACGACAUUAAUCAAGGGAGUGCUCUCAAAUCCAACUUUUCUACAGUUUUCAACCUUCUAAGAUUGCUUUUCCGAGCAGCCAACUCCGCGGACGAGGAAGUCGAUAUGGAUUUAAUAAAAAGGUGUUUAUCCACUUUUAACGAUCUUUAUCUGGAGGUACAAAGCAUUGUGAGACAUGAAGUGGAUAGCAGUGCUGAAACUGUAUUGUUUGGUGUUUUUGGGAAUACAGUUUUCCCAGAAACGAUUCUGGAGUCUGUGCAGAAUAAAAUUUCGGGACCAUACGACAACGAGCUUCUAUCUUGUUGCGAAGAUUUAUUCAUAAGGAAUGUGCUGUUACCACUUGUUAAUAAGCGAGUGAUUCACGCCCCUGGUUUAUCGAACCAGACGUACUUCAUGGGUAAAAUUGAUAGCUACGGUGACGAUGCAUUGUCUGUCGUUUCAUAUUCCGAUUCUGCAGUACCCAACUUUUACGUUGCAAAUUCGUUCAGUAUAACCAAUGAAGAAGGUAAUCCAACGAACAAAAUAUGUGGAUCUUUUGAGGACAACACGUUAUCCCCGUCGCAAAUUGGGAACAACCGGAAUCGGUCUGACACUCAAUGCAACAAAAGUCUGGUUUCCACCGAAAUUGAAGCAACUGGAAUGGUAGAAAGCUCAGUGGUAUUGGCUGAGUCGACUUUUGUUAAGGGCGAAAGAGAGCGUGAGAUGAUGCCUCGUCGCAGAUCAGAGCGAGUUAGAAAGCGAAUAAACAUGGGUUUACUCAACAACGAUUCGGUAGAAUACAUUCUCAUCAAUUCAAUGGAGUCUGCGAAAAAGAUGAAGCAAACCAAAAGACAACAUGAAAUGUCCAGCGAGAAGAGAGAACGAAUGCCGUUUCUUGUCGAAAGUUCACACCAAUCAGCCGUUGUUGCUCAUUUAACGGAGGGAUUCGACGCGAUGUCAUCGCAAGCGGCCUCCACUAACACGGCGGAAUCGCCCAGAACUAAAACUGCUGAAAAUAAGACAAAUGACAAUUGUGUCGUAGUCGGAAAUGAAGUCACUGGAUCCCUUUCGUGUAAUGCAGUACGGAUUAAAGAGGGAUUUGCGAAAGAUGCAACCGAUUCUAAAAGUCUCAGAAAACUACCAAAAGUAAAACUCAACUUUGAUCAGGUUGACAGAACUAGAGCUAUGGUUGUGGCGGAAGUAUGUGAUAAAGAAUCUAAUCAGCACUUGUUUCUUGGCACUGACAAUCAGAGUGUAGAAGAGGAAAAUUCAGCUUGGUCACAUCGUAAGGAAGUGCCAUCAAAAUAUGCGGGACGGAGAAUUGCAAGUAAGAGUAUUGAGAAUAUUAUGCUGGAAACAACUCUAGAAGUUCAAUCAGAAUUAAGGCCAUCCACUUCUGUUCGGGCUAGCGAGGAGUUGGAGAAGUCAAAACUAUUCAUUGGAGAUAGUUUUGCAGUCAGUUGCGAUGAUGUACUGGUUUUACACGAAAUAGAAGACGUUCUGAAUAGUAGCGAUUCCUUGAACACAAGUAUGGACACGGUUGAUACUAGUGAUGUAGACCUGGGUAUUCAGCAAAGGAUAGUGAAGGAGCGCAGUACUGCAGAGAAAGUGGGGAAAAUGCUGACACCUACGACUGUUAAGAGAGUCAUCGGUACUCCUGGUAUAUUGAAAAAAGCUAAAAGCCCAUCUACUUCGGAGAAAAAGCAACUGUUAGUACUGCAGGCAUUCUACUGUUAUCUCAACAAAUUCAACCAUUUUUCGGCUAUGACAAAGAGUUUGUAG